Messenger RNA from Hyla sarda, 3564 nucleotides. RefSeq names its product EH domain containing 2 (gene EHD2). NCBI's taxonomy places the organism in Eukaryota, Metazoa, Chordata, Amphibia, Anura, Hylidae. The record is from RefSeq and is a predicted model, not a curated record. The transcript is spliced from 6 exons. Gene Ontology annotation, molecular function: GTP binding; protein binding; calcium ion binding. Gene Ontology annotation, biological process: endosomal transport; endocytosis. The coding region runs from base 606 to 2222 and encodes 538 amino acids. Gene Ontology annotation, cellular component: plasma membrane; cytoplasm.
UCCCCCGGGAUAUGACAGCGAGCGGAGCUCUGGGCAAAUCUACAAGACUAAUCAGGCCUGAAGCCUAUCUCAUCAACUUCUUGAUAACCGUGGCAUGAGAUGCCCAUACUUCCUCACUCAGCAUGACAAUUACAGCAGCACUGUACAUUCCUUUAGUGGGGUGGGCACCCAGGGAGUGGAAUAUCCCCCCCUUCAGAGCACAUCAUAAAUUCUUUUAAUACAGCUGUUUUCCACUGUGUUUUUGGCAUCAUCCUAAGUUGGGGGCUUGGAAUAGUAAGGGGAUUCCACUCUAUAGCUGACCUAUUCACACUCUCUGUGGAAACAUAAAGGUGGUCCUGAAAUCCCCACCCUACUAUUCCCUCCUGCCUCCUUCGUACACACCCUGUUCCUGCCUGCCUUUUUUUUCCCAGUCCUGUUGUUACAUUUUUUUGGGAUAGACUUUGGGCUUAGUGUCAGACUGACAUCUCAAGACGAGAGAAGGAGGCAGACUGAGAAAUACAGAAAGACUAGACUGUAUAGAAAUAAACCAAAGACUCUUCAUAUUACCCCAAAAACCCACAGGUGAAGUAAAGAAAAGAUAAAAACUUAAACAACAAACUGUGAAAAUGUUCAGCUGGAUGAAGAAGAAUGAGAAGAACAAGAAGAACCCAGAAGUCAUCCAUACGGUCACUGAGGGUCUUAAAGACCUAUAUAAGAAGAAGUUGAAACCAGUAGAAGAUUACUACAGGUUUCAUGACUUCCAUUCUCCAGCCUUGGAAGAUGCUGACUUUGACAACAAGCCCAUGGUGUUGGUCAUGGGGCAAUAUUCUACUGGGAAGACCACCUUCAUCAAGUAUCUCCUUGAGCAGGACAUCCCAGGGAGCCGCAUUGGACCUGAGCCCACCACCGACUCUUUUAUUGCUGUUAUGCAUGGAGAAACUGAGGGGGUCACCCCAGGCAAUGCGCUGAUGGUAGACCCCAAUAAACCUUUCCGCAAGCUCAACCCUUUCGGGAACACUUUUUUGAACAGGUUCAUGUGUGCCCAUCUACCCAACAAAGUGUUGGAAAGCAUCAGCCUAAUAGACACUCCAGGCAUCCUGUCUGGGGCCAAGCAGCGGGUAUGCAGAGGUUAUGAUUUUCCAUCCGUCCUGCAGUGGUUUGCUGAGCGAGUUGAUCUCAUCAUUCUACUUUUUGAUGCCCACAAGUUGGAGAUUUCAGAUGAAUUUUCUGAGGCCAUUAGAGCCCUAAAGGGUAAUGAAGAUAAAAUACGCGUUGUCCUGAAUAAGGCCGACAUGGUGGAAACCCAGCAGUUGAUGCGUGUAUAUGGUGCCCUGAUGUGGUCCCUGGGUAAAGUGUUCAACACACCUGAAGUUCUACGGGUCUACAUAGGCUCCUUCUGGUCUGAGCCCUUAAUGAUUUCCAACAACAGACACUUGUUUGAACUCGAGGAGCAGGACUUGUUCCAAGACAUCCAGAACCUGCCCAGGAACUCUGCUCUGCGCAAGCUUAAUGACCUGGUGAAAAGAGCGCGGUUGGUUAGGGUUCAUGCUUACAUCAUCAGCUACUUAAAGAAGGAGAUGCCAUCUGUCUUCCGCAAAGGAAACAAGAAGAAGCAGCUUAUUAAUGAGUUACCUGUAAUUUAUGCCAAGAUCCAACUGGAACAUCAUAUUUCUCCUGGAGAUUUCCCUGACUGUGCCAAGAUGCAGGAACAGCUCAUGAUCCACGACUUCACCAAGUUCCACUCCCUGAAGCUGAAUAUGAUUGGAAUUCUUGACGAGAUGCUGACGGUUGAUAUUGCCAAAUUAAUGCCCCUCCUGCGCCAGGAAGACCUAGAAACCACUGAUAAUGUCGUACAGGGAGGAGCCUUUAAUGGAACCCACAACGGUCCUUUUGUUGAAGGCUCCACUGAGGGUAUCUUAGAAGGCAUUGAUGAUGAGGAGUGGGUGGUUACUAAAGACAAACCAAAAUAUGAUGAGAUCUUCUUCAACUUGGCUCCAACUGAUGGCAAAUUAAAUGGCACGAAGGCAAAGAACUGGAUGAUAACAACCAAGUUACCCAACUCUGUCCUUGGCAAGAUAUGGAAACUUUCAGAUGUUGAUCGUGAUGGUAUGCUGGAUGAUGAAGAGUUUGCUUUAGCAAGUCAUCUGAUUGAAGUCAAACUGGAUGGGCAUGGGCUUCCUCCUGAGUUGCCCAGACAUUUAGUUCCACCAUCCAAGAGGCGACAGAAGGGGUCUGCUGAAUAAAUGUUCUUGAGCUUCAAAAUUUUUGGCCUUUAACCCUGACCUAUUGCACACCCACAAACUUGAUGUCCAUCGCAGGAACAUUCUCCAUCAAAUGAUACUAACCUAAGAAAAUUAUUCUAAAGGCACACUGUCUGCUUCUAUAUAUAUUCAAGUUACUUACCCUCAUUAGAAUCUCAGAGCUCCUCACAUGGAUGGCAGGAAAUGUAAUAAAAAGAGGCCUAUUAUACCAAUACUGGGAAACGCAUCCAAUAGAAAAACCCAGGUCUACCACACCACACAAACUUUGGCCAAUGACGUUGAAUUCCUGGACUAUGAGAUGGGACAAUACAUGACUCUGGAACCACACACAUCUCUGCUAGAUGAAUAAUGUUAGGUCGGUCAGUGCUAACACUUAUGACUUAUGUAACCCCCCCCCUCUGUGAUUUUGAGAGCAGCCAUUUUGAACACAACUUCAUUGACGAGGGACAGGUUGGUUAUGUGAAUGGGUUCAGAUAAGUUGGUCAUGUUAUGAAUCUGAGCUAUAUGUCUAUUGUUACAUAAUCUACACUAGAAACAAUGUUGGUAUAUUUUGCUUUCCUCACUGAAUGGAACACCAUAAUGCCUUAUUGCUUUAAAUAUAUAUAUUUGUAUACGUGUUUGCUCAAUAUUAUCACAGGGUUUCUGUAGUCAUAAGAAGAAUGUAUGUAAUUAAUAAAAUUGCAAGGAAAGUUAAAGAGCCCAAUCCUUUGGCACCAGAACAGAGAUUUAUAUAUUGUUAGUCCUCAAGGUGAACUAGGCUGAAUCAAGAUGGAUACACGUGUGCAACCUGGGCAUCAGCACAGGGGCCUAUGGCAUAGGGACCCACUGCUAUAUUAUAGAAAAUCAAUACCACUUCCUACUGUCUGCGACAUAAAACACUACAAUAAUGAUUCCUACUGGUGAAUUGGCACACCGGUGUGGCAUAUGUGUAAAUUUGUAGUCUUGGGCCCCAAAAGAAAUUCUUCAGUAGGCCCGCUACUAAAUGCCAUUUAUAAUACUGGUGUCUAAUUUUGUAUCAGAGGAGCCCAUGGGUUUGGUGUGACUUCUACCCCUUCUCCUCUUAUAGUUAUGCCCAUUUUUUAGAAGUACCAUGAUGUAGACUGUCCAUAGCUAGCAUCCCAUACUAUAAGUAGUUGGAAACCAAGGGACCCACAUACUGUACUGCGUCCCCGACUGUCUGUGCCCGUCUGCUUGGAAUCAAACCUCAUAUUCAGUAUAGCUGUGAAAUUUUAUUACAUCUGUUAUAUGCUGAUAAAUUUGGGAUCUGCUCACAGCCUGGUUACUUCUAAUGACUGAUAUCAUGUCUAUAAAUUGAAAUACUAUG